GCGCUGCCACCGCCCCGCGCCUGCGCAGCCACCGCCUGCCUAGAAGCCGACUCACUGGGGUGGGAGGAGCAUAAGCAGGGGGUGGGGUGCGUGCCGGAGUGACGCAGGCGCAGUGUGAGUUCGGAGGCGCGGGCCAACCCCUCCGCGGGUUUGGUUCCGGGUCAGUCAGGCGCCGCGAUCGGGGAAGAGACGAUCUGAACUGACGGGACCGGAUCACCGGAGCGCCCCAGCCGCGAGGAGUAUUAACUGGAACAUCCAUAGCAGUGUAAAAACUUUCACAAUGAAAUCUGAAGCCAAGGAUGGAGAGGAGGAGAGUCUACAAACUGCUUUCAAGAAAUUAAGAGUGGAUGCAUCAGGGUCCAUAGCAUCUCUGUCGGUUGGAGACGGCACAAGUGUCAGAGCAUCAGUCAGAACAGCAACAGAUGAUACCAAACCUAAAACCACAUGUGCAUCUAAAGACAGUUGGCAUGGGUCUACAAGGAAGUCUUCACGAGGAGCAGUGAGAACUCAGCGUCGUCGACGUUCUAAGUCUCCUGUCCUUCAUCCUCCAAAGUUUAUACAUUGCAGUACAAUAGCAUCUUCUUCCAGCAGCCAACUCAAGCACAAAAGCCAGACUGACUCCCCUGAUGGCAGCAGUGGGCUGGGAAUUUCAGCUCCUAAAGAGUUCAGUGCAGGAGAAAGCUCCACUUCUCUUGAUGCUAAUCACACAGGGGCAGUCAUUGAGCCUUUGAGAACUUCGGUUCCAAGGCUCCCAUCAGAGAGUAAGAAAGAAGACUCCUCUGACACUACCCAAGUCUCCCAAGCAAGUCUCAAAGCCAAUGAUCUCUCUGACUUUCGAUCCGUUUCCAAGCUAAACCAGGGCAAGCCAUGUGCAUGCAUAGGCAAGGAAUGCCAGUGUAAGAGAUGGCAUGAUAUGGAAGUGUAUUCCUUUUCAGGCCUGCAGAAUGUCCCUCCCCUGGCUCCAGAACGAAGAUCAACUCUUGAGGACUACUCUCAGUCACUGCACACCAGAACUCUGUCUGGCUCUCCCCGCUCCUGUUCUGAGCAAGCUCGAGUCUAUGUGGAUGAUGUGACCAUUGAGGACCUAUCAGGCUACAUGGAGUAUUACUUGUAUAUUCCCAAGAAAAUGUCCCACAUGGCAGAAAUGAUGUACACCUGAUAGCAAGAAGCUAAUUCAUGUGCUUUAAACCAAUGAAGGGUUAUCAAAGAGAUUUAGUUAACGGUAGACCUUGCGGCCACUUUUAUGUGAGAAGACAUCUUUCUGCUCACUGUGCUUGCAAUAAAAACUUUUCUUGGCAUCUCA
Messenger RNA from Lemur catta (Ring-tailed lemur), 1303 nucleotides. RefSeq names its product oxidative stress responsive serine rich 1 (gene OSER1). Gene Ontology annotation, biological process: cellular response to hydrogen peroxide. The record is from RefSeq and is a predicted model, not a curated record. The transcript has 4 exons. Bases 281 to 1159 code for a protein of 292 amino acids. NCBI's taxonomy places the organism in Eukaryota, Metazoa, Chordata, Mammalia, Primates, Lemuridae.